AUGACUUAUUCAAGAUUACUGAAAUGGGCAAGGACCAAGAGAAGAAGCACUCGUAAAGGUCCCAACUCUACCGUUUCCCUAAAAUCUCUUCCAAAAGACUUGUUAGUAAAGGUGGUUGCAACUGUGGCCUCACACUCCUUCACCAACCUUCUUGCCAUCAAACAGUGCUGCAAAGAGUUUCUAGAUGCCACUGAAGAUAGAUACGUCUUGCAAAGCGUUUCUUUGGACGCAUUCCCGUUAAUCCAGUGGCUUCCGAAUAACAAAGCAUCAUUUUUCUUAAAUCGCUGCAGGGAAAAUGAAAAUGUUGAAAGCUUGUACCGAGAAGGGCUGAGGAAAUAUUUUGGUAAUGCAAAUGGAAAGAUAGAUGGCCUUUGCAUCAUGAAUAAAGCUGCUCAAAAGGGUCACAAUGAAGCAAAAUAUGUGUGUGGUAUGAUUUCAUUAUGCUCUGGAGAUGAUGAGUUGAGAAAACAAGGACUUGAAUAUAUGCGUUUUCUGAGGAAGUCCAAGUGUGUCGUACGUUGCAGAAAAAAAGUUAAACAAUUAUUGGUCUCUUUGUGGAAAAAGCCUAGAAUGCUAAACCACAAUCUGAGUCCACUAUGCAAAUUCAAGAGCACAUGCAAAGGAUGGAGAGUGAAGACAGGUAGAUGGGUAUUACUAGAUGAUGAUGACGACGAUGACUUGGGCUUGUGUGAACAUUGUAGAUGGGACCAUGAGUUGAAAUUAUUUUAUCAUUUAUUCAAUGUUCAUUAG
Lotus japonicus is the source of this 750-nucleotide messenger RNA. RefSeq names its product putative F-box protein At1g67623. The transcript has a single exon. The coding region runs from base 1 to 750 and encodes 249 amino acids. Lineage: Eukaryota; Viridiplantae; Streptophyta; Magnoliopsida; Fabales; Fabaceae. The record is from RefSeq and is a predicted model, not a curated record.